CAAAUGCUCACAAUGGCUAGGGCUGGGCCAGGCGGAAGCCAGGACCCAUAAACUCCAUCCGGGUCCCACGUGGGUGGCAGGGCCCCAAGCGCUGGAGCCAGCACCAGGGUGCAGACUAACAGGGAGCCGGAGCCGGGACUCAAACCCGGGCCUUGGGAUGUGAGAUGCAGGGGUCCCGACCGCUAUGCCGAGAGCUCCCCAUGCAUGAGCAAGAGGGGGGCUCCUCGCCCCAGUUCCCAGAAGAGCAAACAGAGCUUCCGUCCGUGAAGGGCCCGUGUUCGUUCCCGCUCCAGCUUCGGAGCCAGCCUCCCUGCCACAAGGGAAGUGGCGGUUCCCCGCGGCCCCUUAAGGCGGGGCCACGCCCCCAUUUACUUCCGCCUUCGCGCGGCGCUUUUCUGACCUCAGCGGCCACCGUAGCCCCGCCCCCUCCCAGGGCCGCGGCCCUCCACGCGCAGACGAGCUCUCUGACCGGCAUGAAGCCACCGGCGCGGCGGCGAGCGACCCCCGCGCGCUACGUGGAGGAAGUGACGGGACCCCAGGCCUGGAGUCCCCGCGAGAAACGGCAGCUGCUGCAACUGCUGCAGGCGCGGCACGGCCAGCCGGAGCCAGACGCUGCCGAGCUGGCCCAGGAGCUGCAGAGUCGGAGCGAGACUGAAAUCCGGAACUUCCUCCAGAAGCUCAAGGCCCGUGUGGUCCGGGAGGCUAUUCAGAGGGUGCAUCCAGAUGGCCCACAGGGAGCACGGCGGCGGGAGGCCCAGCCCCCUGCCCCCAUAGAGGUGUGGAUGGAUCUAGCGGAGAGGGUCACGGGCCCGCUGGAGGGAGCCCUGACCACAGCCUUCUCACAGGCACUCACCAUCGCCACCACGGAACCCACCAACCUCCUGCACUCCAGGCCCGCCAAGCCCACGCAGGCACGUGCAAAGCCGCUGCUGCUGAGCGCCCCCGGAGGGCCGCAGGACCCCGCCCCGGAGGUGCCUGGCCCCGCCCCUGAAACAUCUGGCCCCGCCCCCGAGGCCCCUUCCAAAUCCUCUUCUGGCCCCUCCCUGGCUGAGGGAGACUUCCCCGUGGACUUCGAGAAGAUUUACAAGUACCUGGCCUCCUUCUCCCGCGGUGGCCAGGCUCCUGAGCUCUCGGCUACCGAGUCGGCCGUGGUCCUGGACCUGCUCCUGUCCCUCCCUGAGGAGCUGUCGCGCCUGCCCUGCGUCGCCCUGGCUGAGCACAUGGCCCAAAUGUACAAUCGCCUGACGGCCCCCGAGCCCAGCCUGGCUGAGGGGGGCCCUGCCGGGGAGAGCCCUCCCGGGGAGAGCCCUGCCGAGGCGGGAGGAGAGGCAGGCAGGGGCCAGGCCAGCUCCCAGGGCCCCGAGGGCACUGGGCCCAGCGACCUGAGGUCCACCUGGCAGGCAGCUGGCAUCUGCCCCCUUAACCCAUUCGUGGUGCCCCUGGAGCUCUUGGGCCGGGUGGCCAGCCCUGCAAGGUGAAGCCCACGCCUGACCUCCUGGGCGGAGCCGCCGUCCUGCCCAGCUAGCGCUGGGCCGCGGGAGGACCCUGGGGUGCCAGGUCCCAACCACAGUGCUCAGCCAGUGGGCGAGUCUGCAGGGCGCUGCACACAACAGGGUCUCAGGAAUGGAACCACAGCCGUGCGGAACUCCCGUGGGGACGCUGGCCUGCUGCCCCGGUGUGCCUUGUUCUCUGCUGGGGGCCGUCACAGGCACCGGACACACCGUGCACCUGCGACCUGCCAUUGUCCGGGUUUCGUCACACUCUGACCCCCCACUCCUCACCCCUUCUUGUGACUCAAUAAAGUGCCCGCCAGCCUG
Molecule: messenger RNA, 1817 nt
Organism: Oryctolagus cuniculus (rabbit)
Lineage: Eukaryota; Metazoa; Chordata; Mammalia; Lagomorpha; Leporidae
Gene: SNAPC2
Product: small nuclear RNA activating complex polypeptide 2
Biological process (GO): snRNA transcription
Cellular component (GO): nuclear body
Molecular function (GO): RNA polymerase II general transcription initiation factor activity
Source: RefSeq, a predicted model, not a curated record